ACCCGUCAUAUGGAAUGUUUGGAUACAUGCAUGAAGUGCUGGAUAUAGAGUAUUUACGAAACUAAGAACACAGCUAGAGAGUAAUUUGCGAGACGAAUCUUUUGAGCCUAAUUAGUCUAUAAUUGGACACUAAUUAUCAAAUAAAACGAAAAUACUACAGGACUUGAUAAACUUUAACCACCCCAACCAAACACCCCCUAAAGCCUAAACCUAAUACAUAUGAUUUGGUCAUGGCCUGAUGAAAUAAGUCAAUGAAUCAGAUUUGUCUUAUUAUAUACUAUAUAUAUGAUCUUUCAAUUAAUCAAACUUGAAAGUAGAUGUCAGCUAGAUAUUAUUAGAAGCUGCACUCAGUAUAUAGGUUGCAAACAUGCCAAGCAGCCUGGAGCACGCACCAUAGCUCAUCAACGGGUGUCAACAGCAACUGGCGAACAUGUCGUCUCAUCAUGCUCAAGAAAUUCAGCUCCAAACUACCAGAGGAGUCCCGGAACUGGAAUCCGGCGACGGGAACGACAGCAAGGAUGGCCAGAAAUCCCCGACACGGCGGACGGCGAAAGGCAGCGUCCGCUGGUGGAUCUUGGUGGCCGCAGACAUGCUCAUGCUGCUCUGCGGCGGGACCGUGGCCACUCUCCUCAGCCGCCUGUACUACAACUCCGGCGGCAACAGCAAGUGGAUGAGCACGCUCACGCAGUCCGGCGGGGCGCCGCUUCUGCUCAUCCCGCUGCUCCUGGCACCGCCGCCGCCGCCGACGCCGACCUCAGGCUCAGGCGAGGAGGAGCGGCGCCAGCCGGCACCGGCGGCGUCCAAGCUGGCGGCCAUCUACGUGGGCAUCGGCAUCCUGAUCGGCUUCGACAACCUCAUGUACGCGUACGCGCUGCAGUACCUGCCGGUGUCCACCUUCUCGCUGGUGGCGGCGACGCAGCUGGCCUUCAACGCCGUCACGUCGUGGCUCAUCAACGCGCAGCGGUUCACGGCGCUCAUCGCCAACUCCGUGGUCGUGCUCACCUUCGCCGCCGCGCUGCUCGGCGUCGGCUCCUCCUCCGACGGCACCUCCUCCUCGUCGUCGUCCGACGCGCCGCGGGGCAAGUACGCGGCCGGGUUCGUCCUCACGCUGGCCGCCUCCGCCACGUUCGCGCUCAUCCUGUCGCUGCUCGAGCUCGCCUUCGACAAGGUGGUCAGGGCGCGCACGCUCCGGUGGGUGCUCACGGUGCAGAUGCACACCAACCUCGUGGCGUCGGCGGUGUCGGUGCUGGGGAUGCUCGCGUCCGGGGAGUGGCGGACGAUCCCGGCGGAGAUGGCGGCGUUCAAGGACGGGAGGAUCAGGUACGUCCUGACGCUGGUCGGGACGGCGGCGUCGUGGCAGGCGGCGCUGGCGGGGCAGGUGCGGCUCAUCGCCAGGGUGUCGUCGCUCUUCGCCAACGCCGCGGGCGCCGUGCAGCUCCCGCUGGUGCCCGUGUUCGCCGUGCUGCUGUUCGGCGACAAGAUGACGGGCAUCAAGGCCGUCGCCAUGCUCAUGGCCGUGUGGGGAUUCCUCUCGUACGUUUACCAGCACUACCUCGACGGCCGGCGCGCUGCUGCGGCGAAGGCCGCCGGCGCCGGCGGGGCUCAGUUCAAGUGCUGCGACGUCUGCGCUCAGCGGACGGCAGACGCGGCUUCGCACGCUUGAGACACUGAUGUGGUCGUCUGUUUAUCAGAUUCUUGAUUAGCUUUGGCUCCUUGUCAUGGAGAUUAGCUGGAGUGGAAGCUUGACUCCAGUAUACAACUAGUAGUAGUUUGGAACUUGGCUUCAUUGGUGACUAUUCAUUCUGAUAUCGACCCGUGCUAACACCAAUAAUUCUCACCUCCCUCCUCACUGAAAUUCUUUGAUCUUAUCUGGUCACUCAGUGUGUAUAAAACCCCCCACAUCAGCUGGCCCUCGGUCUUCAUCUUAAUUCCCACCUCAAUCCAUCUCAAGCAUAGGAUUGCUUCCCUCGCUCUCUCGAGAAAAUAAUAAAAUACUCAUUUUCCUUCCCUUA
Molecule: messenger RNA, 2012 nt
Organism: Sorghum bicolor (sorghum)
Lineage: Eukaryota; Viridiplantae; Streptophyta; Magnoliopsida; Poales; Poaceae
Product: probable purine permease 11
Exons: 2
Coding region: 431-1663 (410 amino acids)
Cellular component (GO): membrane
Molecular function (GO): purine nucleoside transmembrane transporter activity
Source: RefSeq, a predicted model, not a curated record